This is a messenger RNA of Klebsormidium nitens, 1752 nucleotides long. NCBI's taxonomy places the organism in Eukaryota, Viridiplantae, Streptophyta, Klebsormidiophyceae, Klebsormidiales, Klebsormidiaceae. The record is from the annotation of a GenBank genome assembly.
AUGAACAGAGUAUAUGUUACUUUCGGCGGCGUUGAAUCAAGCUCCAGAUCAUUCAAGGGUUCUGAUUCUGGAACGAGCGUUCCAUCCUUGAAGGCCAUGUAUCAGCCAGAAGCGCCCCACUUAGACGGGCAGCCCGGUGGUCCAGUCAAUGCACUCUCGGGUGGCAUGACUGGGGGUACAGAUCCCGCCCCUUCCCACUUGGGGCCGCAACCCCCGGCAAAGCCAUCCCCUCAAGCAGACGGCAGAAAGUGGCCUCCCUAUGAGAGGAGGGGCCGGGAAGAGGAACCGCCAGGGCCCCGCCUUUGGGUGGGGAAUUUGUCCCCAAGCGUCACCGAGAAGGAGUUAAUGGAUCGCUUUGGCCCGUUCGGGCCUCUGGACAGCGUCUUUGCGCACAAGGAGCGCAACUUUGCAUACGUCCAGUUUCGUGAAACCCAGGAUGCCGAGGCGGCCAAGAACGCCAUGAACGGAGCCAGCUUGUAUGGGCAGGCGAUUCGUAUCGAGUACGCAAAGUCGGAUCCCAAUCGGGGCGCGCCCCAUCACCGGCCGCCUGCCCGGGAGCCGUAUCUCGACAGAGCGCCACCACCGCGGGGUCCCAGACGUCCAGAGCUCGGGCGCGACCCCGACGACCUGAACGAGCCGAGCCCGUGCCUCUGGAUCGGUUUCCCGCCCGACGCCGACAUCGACGAGAUGGUGCUGCGCGGCAUCUUCGGGCGGCUCGGAGAGAUCGACAAGGUUCGGUCGUUCCCGAAUCGGCCGUACGCUUUCGUGCAGUUCUUUGACACGGCCACGGCGAUGCGCGCUCGCGAGCAGGUGCGCAAGUAUCCAAGCAAGCUGAACGACCCACGUGUCAGCAUCCGCUUCAGCAAGCAAGUGAUCGGGGAGAAGCACCGGGGCAACGACACAGGAUACCGCCGACCUCGGGAGUACGACUCUGCCGCUUCCGAUCCAUACUACCCCGACCCGCUCUCCCCCAACAAGCGGGCCCGCACCGGCGGUCCCUACGACAGCGCUCCUGCAGACUAUGGCUACGGAGCGCCCCCACCGGGGCCUUCCCCCGGGCAACCAGGAGCACCCCCCGGAUUUGGCGCCCCGGCCGCUUAUGGGGCUUUGGAAGCGCCCGGUUAUGCCCCCGCCGGGCCGAUCAUUUGGCACGGGACGCUCGCCAAGUCGGGGACGACCGUGUGCAAGGCGCGGUGCUUUGCGAUUGGAAAGGCGCCCGAGGUUCUGAUCCCCGAGACCGUCAACUGCACUGCGCGCACCGACCUCGACACCCUGGCCCGCCACGUUUACACCAUCGCCGACUACAACGUCGUCUGCUUCGAGCCGGAGACCGCCGAAGACCAGCCUCCGUACCACGACUUCCUGCGUUACCUGGGCGACAAGCGGCGCGCGGGCGUCGCAAAGUGGGGGGACGGCGGCGCGACGCUGUUCCUGGUCCCGCCGUCCGACUUCUUGACGGACGUCCUGAAGGUGCCGGGUGCGGACCGACUGCUGGGGGUGGUGAUGACGUUCCGGUCGACGCAGUUUGCGCCCCCGCUGCAGGCUCCCCUCCCCCCCCAGCCUCCUCCAGGUCCCCCCCCCCUCCCGACGCCACAGGACCACCAGCCCCCCCGGGCCCACCCCCACCUCACGCCCAGCCUGCUUAUGCGGCCCAGCCCGCUUACCCCCCCUCCCCCCAGGCCGUCCUUCCGCCCCCCCGGUGCAAAGUCAGGGGGCUGCCCCCGCAAACCCCCUAGCAGGGGUCAACCCUGA